GGAUAAAUUUUUCAAAAAAUAUCCGUUGGCACCUGCAUUAAUUGCUCCAACAGCCAUAUUUUUGAAAUUCUGGACGUUGGGAACCUCUUUUUCUAUAAAUUGGGACCCCCUCUCUUCACUUUUACACACACAAACACAAAUUCCUUCAAUAUCUUUACAUAUUUCAUCUUCUCUACUCUAACCUUUUGAGAUUUCUUCACCAUGGGCAAAGACAAGAGCAGGGCUGCCACCUCCGGGAAAUCAAAGUCCAAAUCCCGGGUGCCUACGACAUCCUCUGAGGAAUGCCUCUACUACGGCGAUGGGUCGUACCUCUGGUUCGAUUCCAAGGAGGAGCGCACCCGCUUUCUCACUUUCUUCUCUAAACGGGUUGUGGCUCCCCCACGGAUCGUCCCGGAGAGCUUCCCGGAGCUGCAGGGCUACGACGACCUUGACGCGCAGCUUCAUCAAGCCGGCCUUUGGCCAUUCGUGUCCCGGGCUAUGAAGGAGAUCAACCCGGCGCUGAUUCGGGUCUUCUACUCCAACCUCCGGCGUGAGGGCGGCGUGCUCUACUCUCUUGUCAAGAGCAUGCCGAUAGAGCUUUCCGUUGAGCAGCUUGGGCGCAUCGCCGGCCUCCCCUACCAAGGUGACGACGUCUCCCAAUAUGGCGGAGAGGACUGGGUGCUCAACAACGAGGGCCUUAUCCUCAAUGAGCUUGGCAUCACCGAGCUUAUCUGCCAUGCCUCGGGCCGCCCCACCAUCCACUCCGCAAACCUCGAGAGCCGGCUUCUUCUCUACAUCGCGAAGUUUGUCAUGAUCAACAUGACGAUUGCCGCAUCCCCCGACCACAAUCACCUCCUCCCGUACCCGUUCGUGGUGAUGGACAGCCUUGAACGGUUCAAGGUGACCACCACCGUUGGCCCACUCACGAAGGCCACGAAAAUUUGGGUGAUCAGCACCCAAACCUUCAAGAAGCGGUUGGACAACGCCGGACCUGCCACUGCCACUGCCGCGCCAUGGUGUCGUUCGGCUGCUGGCCCAGUCGAACCCCAGGCCCGGGCCAACCUCGCCUCCAUCGCCGACUCCCUCAACCGGCUGCACUUCAAAGUUGACGGGAUGGAUGGCUACCUUGAGAGGCUUGACGAGGCGGUCCAACGCCAAGGGUAUGCCAUGAACGCGUACUUCCAACGGGUUAACUACGUCCCCCCACCGUACCAUGGCACGUUCUUUGGGCAAGUGUACGGUGACGAGGAGGAAGACGAUGCCUUCUACACGCCGUCAAGCUCUCCGGACGAAGAUGAGUUCGACGAUGCCAUCGAUGGGGAUGAGAUGGACGUCAACGACGACGAAGAAACCGGAGGCGAAGAGGAGGAAGACGAAGACUAGGCCGCCCCUAGCAUUUUUUAUCUCUUUGUUAUUGUCAUUUUUUGACUCGCAUCCGUUGUACUCCAUUUUAAUAAAUAAAAGGUAUCUUU
This is a messenger RNA of Cuscuta campestris, 1451 nucleotides long. The record is from the annotation of a GenBank genome assembly. Lineage: Eukaryota; Viridiplantae; Streptophyta; Magnoliopsida; Solanales; Convolvulaceae.